Molecule: messenger RNA, 489 nt
Organism: Pyrus x bretschneideri (Chinese white pear)
Lineage: Eukaryota; Viridiplantae; Streptophyta; Magnoliopsida; Rosales; Rosaceae
Product: early nodulin-like protein 1
Exons: 2
Coding region: 1-489 (162 amino acids)
Cellular component (GO): plasma membrane
Molecular function (GO): electron transfer activity
Source: RefSeq, a predicted model, not a curated record
AUGGUUAAAAUCAUGAAUGUGAGUACUGUGUUGGUCCUUGUUCUAGCUGUGAUUACAACAACAUCGCUACUUGGAGCAGAAGCUGGAGAAUAUACAGUGGGAGAUGAGUUGGGUUGGACUAUUCCACCUGGUGGUGCUGCUACGUACGAAGAAUGGGCUGCAAAGCAUAGCUUGUCUGUUACCGAUUUUAUAAACUUUGAAUUCAAAGUUGGAGAACAAGACUUGGCUUUAGUAACCAAGGAGGACUACGACGCCUGCAACACGGACAACCCCUUAGUUGUAUUCCAAGAAGGCGGAUGGUUUCAGUUUCGUCAGUCGGACACAUAUUAUUUGACCUGCACCUUCGCCGGCCACUGCACCAAAGGUCAAAAGAUUGCUCUGUAUAUUGCUCCCGCUUUUUCUCCUUCUCCAAGUCCAUCUUCAUAUCCAAGUGACAAAACUGCUACUCAACAUGCUAAUGCGGUCAAAUUUGUGUCCAAGAAAGAAUAA